Drosophila obscura is the source of this 943-nucleotide messenger RNA. Its product is annotated as syntaxin-8. NCBI's taxonomy places the organism in Eukaryota, Metazoa, Arthropoda, Insecta, Diptera, Drosophilidae. Gene Ontology annotation, molecular function: SNARE binding; SNAP receptor activity. Gene Ontology annotation, cellular component: endomembrane system; SNARE complex. The transcript has 2 exons. Gene Ontology annotation, biological process: vesicle fusion; intracellular protein transport. The record is from RefSeq and is a predicted model, not a curated record. Bases 109 to 804 code for a protein of 231 amino acids.
AAACACUGGCGACUGGCAGCACUACUCUACUGCACAGCUGUUGCCAAUGUUUUCAUUGUUUGGCUUCGGCGUAGUUUUUAAUUUGCUGAUAAAAGAGGCGUCGACAAAAUGGCUCUGGUAGAUCAUGACUCAUGGGACAUCGAGUACGAGGGCUGCGAGAGACUGCGCCACCAGCUGCUGGUGCAACUGCAUCAGCGCCAGCAACUGGGGCAGCAGCCCAAGGAGAAGGAGUACAUCCGACUAACAGACAGCAUCAAAGCAGGGCUGGACCAGUUGGGCAAAGAUGUGAAGCAUCUGAAGGUAGUACUAGAAAAUGCCGUCACCUGGGAAACCAGCCCAGAGGAGGAGCUGCAGCAGCGGCGCAUCGAUUGGGAUAAGCUAACCUCGCAGCUGCGCGAGAUUAAUCAGAAGUUUACGAACAGCUCGCGCUCCAAUGUGCUGGCCGCUUCUUCAGGCUCUGCCUGGCAGGAGCAGGGCAGCCCGCCCACUCCUCGAGAAACACCCAUCGAUGUGGAGACGUUGAAACUAAGGCAGGCGGAAAUGCUGGAAAAUCAGAAUCGAGGCCUCGAUGCGCUCUCGGCCACUAUUUCCCGACAGCGCAACCUAGCGACCCAGCUGGGCAACGAAGUCGAAGAUCAGAACAAUAUUCUCGAUAACCUGGCCAAUGCAAUGGAUCGCGUCGAGACGGGUGUGCAACAGGAGACGCACAGCAUUGGACAAGUUAAUCGACGGGACAGCACUUGGGGCUACUGGCUCGUCAUCAUAGCCCUGUUUGUUGCCAUUCUGGUGGUGGUGUUUGUGUAGUAGCCCAAUUCCCCCCUAUUGUUAAACGUAUUCUAUGUUAUAUUAUAUCGAGUUUUUUGCAUGUUUCGAGAGAUGCACUCCAAAAAUCCCUUCGGUGUGCAAAGGAUUCCAGUAGGAGUAUUUAUACAAACAUUAAAGA